AUGAAAUUGGAGUGCCUUGUUGUUUUGGCCUUUGUUCUCUUUGCUUCUGCAGUUGCUAGGAAGGAAAUUGACCCCAAAGGUUGGAUCCCCAUCGUUAAAAUCAACGAUCCUGCCCUAAUAGAGAUCGCUAAAUUUUCUGUGACAGCAUUCAAUGAGUGGGCUGGUUUGACUUUCAAGUUGCAGAAGCUGCUAAAAGCCGAAAUGCAGGGACAAGUUGUAAAUGGGAUCUACUUUCGACUCAUCGUCGCCGCCGGCGAUGAUCAGUCCUCCUCCAACAAUUACCAAGCCAUUGUCUGGAAUUUGCCGUGGACGGAAAAUUACAUGAACCUUAUUUCCUUUAUCCCUGUUCAUGAUGCACCUCCUAGUUACUAUUAA
Messenger RNA from Glycine soja, 375 nucleotides. RefSeq names its product cysteine proteinase inhibitor 5-like. The record is from RefSeq and is a predicted model, not a curated record. Gene Ontology annotation, molecular function: cysteine-type endopeptidase inhibitor activity. NCBI's taxonomy places the organism in Eukaryota, Viridiplantae, Streptophyta, Magnoliopsida, Fabales, Fabaceae. The transcript has a single exon. The coding region runs from base 1 to 375 and encodes 124 amino acids.